UCCUCCUCCUUCUCCUCCUCCUCCACCUCCUCCGGCGCCCGUUUCAGCUCCCCGGGGCCCCCUGCCCGGUCGGGCGCUGACAGCAAGGGCGGGGGUCCCCGCCGCCGCCGUGUCUCGCGCAGGCUCCGGCUGGGGCAGCGGAGCCCCCGGUGCGGCCAUGGACCGGCCCCCGUCGGCGGAGGCGGAGGAGGAACUGGAGUGGCAAGUGGCGAGUCGCAGGAGGAAGGCCUGGGCCAAGUGCCGCAGCUCCUGGCAAGCGUCGGAGACCGAGGAUCUGUCCACAGAAGCGACGACGCAGGACGAGGACGAGGACGACGAGGAGGACCUCCCCGGCGCGAAGCUGCCGGCGGCCGCGGGGAGAGGAAACGUGCCCAACGAGAAGAUCGCCAUAUGGCUCAAGGACUGCCGUACACCUUUGGGAGCCUCACUGGAUGAGCAAAGCAGUAGUACACUCAAGGGUGUGCUUGUGAGAAAUGGAGGAAGUUUUGAAGAUGAUUUGUCAUUGGGAGCUGAAGCCAACCACCUCCAUGAAAGUGAUGCUCAAAUUGAAAACUGCAGUAAUAUCUUGGCCAAAGAGAGAAGACUACAGUUUCAUCAGAAAGGGAGAAGUAUGAAUUCCACUGGAUCUGGGAAGAGUAGUGGGACAGUCUCAAGUGUUUCAGAACUGUUAGAACUUUAUGAGGAAGAUCCUGAAGAAAUUCUUUAUAAUCUUGGAUUUGGACGUGAUGAACCAGAUAUUGCUUCUAAAAUUCCUUCCAGAUUUUUUAAUUCAUCAUCAUUUGCCAGAGGGAUAGAUAUUAAAGUAUUUCUGAGUGCUCAAAUGCAACGGAUGGAAGUAGAAAACCCAAAUUAUGCCUUAACAAGCCGUUUUCGUCAAAUUGAAGUGCUUACUACUGUGGCCAAUGCAUUUUCUUCUUUAUAUUCCCAAGUCUCUGGGACUCCUCUGCAGAGAAUUGGAAGUAUGUCCUCAGUGACCUCCAACAAGGAGACAGACUCACCUCCACCUUUAACUCGAAGCAACACUGCAAAUCGUUUAAUGAAAACACUAUCAAAACUAAAUUUAUGUGUUGAUAAAACAGAGAAAGGAGAGGGUAGUAGUCCUUCCCCAACAAUUGAAAAAGGAAAGAUUCUAAAUGUUUCAGUGAUUGAAGAAAGUGGCAAUAAAAAUGAUCAAAAGUCUCAAAAAAUUGUGAAGAAGAAAGAUUCAUCUUCUAUGUUGGCUACAGUUAAAGAAGAAGUCUCAGGUAGUUCAGCAGCUGUUAUGGAGAAUGUUGAUACUGAUAGACUUUCUGAUGAAGCAAAUAGUAAUUUUAACCAAGAAACUGCAAGUGAACAAAGUAAAGAAACUCAGAGUAAACUGGGUGAGGAAUCUGUAAUUAUAGAAUCUGAUUUAGGUAACGAUUUCCACAUUUCCAGCCACAAUGAGCUGGAAAAUAGCAAUGAACUGAAAAAUGUCCACAUGUCCACACCUGAGAAAGAGCCAUGUGCGCCACCAACUAUUGCAUACAUAAAAAAUAUGACAACACAGCAGAAGGACUCCUUCGAGAUGGAAGAGGUUCAAAGUACAGAGGGAGAAGUGCCUCAUGUUCCAGCCUCUUACCAGCUAGGUCUUACCAAGUCAAAAAGAGAUCAUCUGUUACGUACUGCGAGUCAGCAUUCUGAUAGCAGUGGUUUUGCUGAAGAUUCAACAGAUUGCCUAUCCCUUAAUCAUCUUCAGGUUCACGAGUCCUUGCAAGCCAUGGGGAGUAGUGCUGAUAGUUGUGACAGUGAGACAACAGUCACAUCAUUUGGUGAAGACCUUGUCACACCAACAGCAGAAGACCACCCCUGUUUUAAUGAAUCAGUGGAGGAGUCUCUCAUCCCCCUUCAGAAAGGAAAAGAGAAGGCAGCAACAGUUGCUGACAAAAGCAAGUCAGAUAGCCAGGAUUUCCCUACGUGUGAGACCGUUGAGAAUACGCAAAAUAAACAGUCCACCUGUAGUCCAGGGGAUCAUGUUACUGAAAUUACUGAAAUGAAAGAGGAUUUGUCUCCAGCACAGACGGUAGAGCUACUGAGGGAAGCAAGUGCUGAAAGUGAUGUGGAUAAAAGCAGUGAAUGUGAAUUCACUCAAUAUACCACACAUCAUAUUCUGAAAUCUUUGGCAUCUAUUGAAGCUAAAUGUAGUGAUGCGAGCUCUGAAAAUGCAACUGGGCCUCCCUCUUCUGUGGACAGAGUUAAUACAGCUUUGCAAAGAGCUCAAAUGAAGGUUUGCAGUCUGUCUAAUCAAAGAAUAGGACGCAGCCUGAUAAAAUCGAAAGAUCUGUUAAAACAAAGGUACUUACUUGCAAAAGCUGGCUAUCCUCUACGAAGGUCUCAGUCUCUACCAACCACCUUACUGAGCCCAGUAAGGGUUGUGUCCUCUGUCAAUGUUAGGUUAUCUCCAGGAAAAGAGACCAGUUGCAGCCCACCUUCCUUCACCUAUAAGUACACACCCGAAGAGGAACAGGAAUUAGAAAAGGGGAUGAUGGAGCACGAUGGUCAGUCUUUAGUUAAAUCCACCAUUUUCAUCUCUCCAUCAUCUGUGAAGAAAGAAGCAGCGUCCCAGAGUGAGGUGACCCAGUUGGAGGACUGCCAUCACAGAAGGACUCCUGCCUGUUCACAGUUUGUUCCAGCACCCAUAUCUCAGUCCUCCUGCUCCCUUCACUCCGUCCACUCUGAGUGGCAGGAAAGGCCCCUGUGUGAGCACACAAGAACUCUGAGCACUCACAGUGUUCCCAACAUAUCAGGGGCCACCUGCAGUGCUUUUGCAUCGCCUUUCGGGUGUCCUUACUCACACAGACAUGCUGCCUACCCUUACCGAGCGUGCUCUGUGAAUCCUCCUUCCACCAUAGAAAUGCAGUUGCGAAGAGUAUUGCAUGAUAUUAGAAACUCACUGCAGAAUCUUUCACAGUACCCUAUGAUGAGAGGACCCGAUCUUGCUGCUGCUCCAUAUAGUACUCAGAAAUCAUCUGUUCUACCUCUUUAUGAAAAUACUUUUCAGGAGCUCCAGGUAAUGAGGCGGAACCUGAACUUGUUUAGAACACAAAUGAUGGAUUUAGAAUUGGCAAUGCUGCGUCAGCAAACCAUGGUUUAUCAUCAUAUGACUGAGGAGGAAAGAUUUGAAGUUGAUCAGCUCCAGGGUUUGAGAAAUUCAGUGCGCAUGGAACUUCAGGACCUGGAGCUGCAGCUGGAGGAGCGCCUGCUGGGCCUGGAGGAGCAGCUGCGUGCUGUGUGUGUGCCUUCGCCCUUCCGCUCCUGCGCACUCACGGGAAUGUGUGGCAGUAGAAGCGCUGAUAACUUGUCAUGCCCUUCUCCAUUGAAUGUAAUGGAACCAGUCACUGAGCUGAUGCAGGAACAGUCAUACCUAAAGUCUGAAUUAGGCCUGGGACUUGGAGAAAUGGGAUUUGAGGUUCCUCCUGGAGAAAGCUCAGAAUCUGUUUUUUCCCAAGCAACAUCAGAGUCAUCUUCUGUAUGUUCUGGCCCCUCUCAUGCUAAUAGAAGAACUGGAGUACCUUCUAGUGCCUCAGUGAACAAACCGAAAACUCAGUCAGUGGCAAGGAAGAAAGUAUUCCGAGCAUCGGUGGCCCUAACGCCAGCUGCCCCUUCUAGAACAGGCUCUGUGCAGACACCUCCAGAUUUGGAAAGUUCUGAGGAAGCUGAAGCCUCUGAAGAAAUCCCAGAAGUCACAGGACCUAAAUCUGAAGUGGAAGAAGGACAUGGAAAACUCCCAGUAAUGCCAGCUACUGAGGAAAUGCAUAAAAAUGUAGAGCAAGAUGAGUUGCAGCAAGUCAUUCGGGAGGUUGGCAUGAAUCCUAGUAGCUGUGUAAUAUUGGACGUAUCAAUAAUAUACACUGGUGGAUGUGUUACUUGUGCUUCAGAAGAUACUUGCUGCUGAGCUGGCCUACUGUAUACAAUGUACAAUGUGUAUUUCUUCUAUGCAUAUCUUUUUUAAAAACCUACGUAGAAACUUAGGCACUUUGCUCUUUUCUAAACUAUCAAAAUUGUAGCAGUUUAAAAAGGCUAAUAUUUAUUUGUAUGUCAAUAUCUUUCAUUUGAUUCUCUAUUAGAAUUAAUUAUAAAACUUGAAGACUUCCAGACUUAUCCAACUUAUAAAUAACAUACUUCUUCAGACUAGCUUCUUAAAACACUGACCUCUAUGAGGUAUUUACUGUGCAAUAACUGAUUCAUUUUUUGAGAGCUUGAAGCAACCAAUGAUUUUCCCUCCACUGCUGUUAAUUAGUGUCACUUCCAAGAAGAAAAACUGUUCUGUUGUAAAAAUUGCUUUUAAUUCUUGAGGAGGUUACUAAUAGCAGUAGGAUAGAAUUAUAUGAGGUUACCUACAACUACUUAAUGUUCUUACACUGUAAGCCUUGUUGCCUUACACAAGACAAAUGUAAUUUUAUUAUAGCUUAUGUAGUAUUUUUCUUUGGUAAUGUGCCUUAUGUUAAACACUAUGUACGUUUUGUAUUGGCCAGACUUCUUUAUUAUAAGGAGAUGUCUCUUCUGUCUUUUAGACUAAAUAGGGUAUCAUCCAAAUAAUGGGGCCUAUGACUUGAAUGGAUAGAAAUGAAUAAGCUGGUUUUUGCUUUUUCAAAGUGAAAGUAAUUUACAUUUGUUCUCAUACAUAAAUGAUUUUAAUUCACUUUUAACCAGUGAAAACUCUUGUUUUUAUGGGGGGGGGGAAGGAAGGUGGUUUCCUAUUUGGUUUUAUAUGUGUCAAUAAAUGUGUAAAGUAACCAAAUGUUAUUAAAAUUAUUCUUUUAGCAUUUAUAAUUUUCAACUCCUAUUAUGUUUCUUUGUGUGUGAUAUUUUAAUCAAAGUGGUCGAGAUGUUAACAGUGUUCUUUGAAAGAAUAUCAAGUUUAUAAAUGUUCGAAAUAUCACACAAAGGAUGAUUUCUAAAAAAAAAAAAAAUUAAUAAAGUAUUUAUUUUGCCUAAAA
Messenger RNA from Propithecus coquereli (Coquerel's sifaka), 4958 nucleotides. It is a transcript of the gene ITPRID2, whose product is annotated as sperm specific antigen 2. Gene Ontology annotation, molecular function: signaling receptor binding. The record is from RefSeq and is a predicted model, not a curated record. The coding region runs from base 158 to 3913 and encodes 1251 amino acids. The transcript is spliced from 17 exons. Lineage: Eukaryota; Metazoa; Chordata; Mammalia; Primates; Indriidae.